GACGCUCGCAUGGGGCGCUUGUGUUUCUAGUCGCGUGUCCGUCCCUUGCCUCGCGAUGCAGCGGCCGUGGAGAUGAGCUGUGUCGUCUGUCUCGCUCGCACCCCCCGCCCCCCGCACCAUGCCGCGCGUCGGCCCUCCCCGCGCGCGCCCUCUACGCACUCUCUACUUUAUUCUUCUCGGCUUCUUUCCUGCUGUGUUCACUGACCAGAGCAGUUCUGAGCGCUCCCUUGCUUCUCUGGACGAAGCUGAGCUCUUUCGCGAUGCUCCUCUUUACCCUCCUCUUCAAAACUCUGACACGUAUCGCUUCGACUCCCAGCCAAGCCUUCAAGAUAUCAAGCAAAACAUAGAAAGUGAUCAAACGAAUAUAGAAAACGAAUAUUUUUAUAAAACAGACGAUUCUGUCCUAAAUCAACCUGAUAUAGAAAUAAGAAAUGUUAAAACAUUUGAUGUUUAUGAUGAACCUGAAACUAAUAUUGAAGAUAGUGUUGUAGUGGCGCCAGAACGUACUGAAAAAAUAGAGUUUAUCCAAGUUGUUGAACCGCAGAAUAAUGUUUUUGAAAUGUAUGCAAAUGAGAAAGAUUUUUUCACUCCAGAUCAUGUUUAUAACAAUGAAAAUCCAUAUAAGCCUAAUAUAAUAGCAAGCGAUCUACCAACAGAAACCAGAGAACCUAGUGCUGGUUUUAUAGUUGCACCGGGAUCAAAUUCCGAUGAAGUCAAAAGAUUGCUAGACGAAGAAACUAAAGUGGAAGAUGAAGAUGAUGUUAAAGAAGUGAAAUCCGACAGCAGUGAUACUGAAAAUGAAACCAGAACGAAACGCAGCAGUGGUCAGGCUUGGGAGAAACCAGCAAAGGCUCGUCGUGUGAAAACCGGUGACACAAUACUCAACAUCCGCGGGGCAGUCCGCGACGCGAUCGGGGACGCGGGGGCGGCGCCGGGGCCACGGGCCUCCUCCCGAGUGGACGCCUUCGUCAUCAGACCCUCGCCGGUCAUGCGGGACGAGCCCAGGGACCAGGCGAGGGAAGCGGAGUCUCGAAGGGAGCGACAGCCUCCACAACCACAGAAAUUGGAGAAAGAACUCCUGGUGGAGGCGCACGCGCGCGCUCGCAUCACUUGCGACCUCGUUAAUGCUACUAACAUCCGCUGGUAUAAAGACAAUGAGCAAAUAAGCCUCCCGCUGUCCCCCGACGGUGGCGAGCCGUACCGAGACGGCGAGGCGGUGCUGAUCCCGCGCGCGAGCCGCAACCACGCCGCCAAGUGGCGCUGCGGCGGGCGCGACCGCACCGGCCGCGCCGUCGCCGGCCUGCCCACGCGUUUGCUCAUAUAUGAGCCCGUCCGAUCGGUAUACCUUGCGGUGGACGGCAGGAGGCUGGACGCUGGCAACACUUGGGUGCCGGUGCGAGAUAAAACCGUGCUGGAGGUUCGAUGUGUGGCUGAAGGUGGUGUACCUCCACCAGACCUGUCAUGGCGGCUGCUCGCGUUGGAACCCGCGCUGGACCAUAGGCCUUAUCUACGGAUUCAUCAUACUAACUAUUCAGUUGAGGGCAUGUCGUGGUCGCGCGUGGUGGUGACGGCGGCGCGCGAACUGCACAACGCCACGCUGCAGUGCGAGGCGAAGCAGCGCAAGCCGCCCGCCGACAACUCCACCAACCACUUCGACGUGAUGACCGCCAAGCUCGAGAUACACGUCACUUAUCCACCGUCGUUCGUGAUCUCGCGCUGGCCCGGGUUCGGCGUGUCGCUGUGGGCGGGGCGCGCGGCCGCGCUGCGCUGCGACGUGGACUCCAACCCGCCCGCACGCCCCGCUUGGACCCGGGACACGGACGUUCCUGCGCCCCAUAGCUCGCCCGCGCCCAUGGAGAGCGCGGACGGGUCGGCGACGCUGCGCUGGGCGGCGCUGCGGCCGGCGCACGCGGGCUGGUACCAGUGCCGCGCCAGCUGGCUCAACACGGAGUACUCCUCCAUCGGCUACUACCUCAACGUGCUGUCCCCCGACGAAUCAGCGCAAUCUUCGACGGAAUCCAACGAGGAGCCCGUCCAUCAGAAGGUAGAAGUGCCGCUCGGAGGAAAUGUUCAGUUACACUGUCCAAAGGGCAGCGUGGGCUGCUGGUGGCGGCGCGUGGUCGGCAACGCCAGCGACACCUGGGCGCCCGCCGGAAGCCAUCACGCGCAUGGCGUACUGGGUAUAUCGGAGGCGAUGUGGGAGGAGGGCGGCGAGUACCGCUGCGUGGGCGCGCGCGCCGCCGAGCGCACGCGCCUGCGCGAGCUCAAGCGCGUCACGCUCUCCGUCACCGGCGGAGCAACAGCCAAAACUAUAAGCACAGAGCCAGCUCAAAAUGGCUGGCGUCUCACCUGCGGGGUCUGCGGGCGGAACCUCCGCGUGCUGUGGGUCACCAGCGGUAGGUCCCAGCCCGCCAUCCUGACCCCCGACCUGUCCCAACACUGCUGGCGGGCCAUCCUCAUCACCCCCGACUCGGACGAGGUGUGGUGCGUGGCGGUGUCCUCCAGCGGCGGCGCCGUCGCGGUGUUCCCGAAGCGCAACCUCGCCGCGUCGCUGUCGCCCGCGAGGCACGCGGUCAGAGCGUUACAUUCUGGAACCCCCUUUCUAGAAUCAACCCUCUUUGUAGUGACCCCUUUCCUAUUUCUACUAGCUUCUGUGUUAGUAUGAAAGUGUUUUAUGUUAACCGACGUAGUCAAUUCUAUGGUGGGCUAUAAUAAUGGGUAGUUGUGUUUCCUUUCGCUUGGCUGAAUGGAUUGCCGAUGAGUUCCGAAAACAACGCUACCUACUAUUGUAAUAAAGACUGUUUGUAUCAAAAUAAUCUAACGAUUUUUACUUAUAACUGUAGUGAUAAAUAUACGCAGUGUGAAUUUAAGAAAUAUAAUUAGGUUCACAUUACAUAUAUCAUAUAAAUGUGCUAGUCAUUAUGUCUAUGUGAUACGAAAUAUCGUGGAUUUAGCAAAUUGAAUCAAUGUCUGUACUUAGGCUUAGUAGUGUCUCCAUCUAUCUCUUGUAAGCUAUCUAGAUCCUUCUAGGACUCAUGUGUAUUAGGUAUUAAGAGACAUUUGACGUGGCCCAUAUUAUGUGUAUGGGUUUAGUAUGUCACGUCGAACAUUUAUUAUUGAAUAAACGUAAACCUGAACUUUCUAUAUAAAUAAUAAAUUCUUUG
Molecule: messenger RNA, 3164 nt
Organism: Zerene cesonia (dogface butterfly)
Lineage: Eukaryota; Metazoa; Arthropoda; Insecta; Lepidoptera; Pieridae
Gene: tei
Exons: 15
Coding region: 119-2665 (848 amino acids)
Biological process (GO): cell-cell adhesion
Cellular component (GO): cell-cell junction
Molecular function (GO): cell adhesion molecule binding
Source: RefSeq, a predicted model, not a curated record